Messenger RNA from Striga asiatica, 678 nucleotides. NCBI's taxonomy places the organism in Eukaryota, Viridiplantae, Streptophyta, Magnoliopsida, Lamiales, Orobanchaceae. The record is from the annotation of a GenBank genome assembly.
AAAAAAAAUGCCCUCCACGGUCCACACCAAUUUGAGCUAUUUUUAACAGUCCAUUGUAUCCAAAUCCAAUGGUCCUUGCUGGGAAUUUGCAGCAACUCAUAUUUUAUUUUGCCCCUUCCGAUAGAAGAUAGAUUGUGCUUCAAGGUUUUGGCGACUCAAUUGCUCUAUAGAUCCUUGUCUCGUCAAAUCGUAUUUCAUACUCCAAGAAAUAAGCAGCUUCGAAGAGAUAUAGGGCGAGAAACACCAGCCUUGAGUUCCAUCUCAAGUGAUACUCAGCCCUAAGAUCUGAAAUUUGUCACUCGAGAGCGACUGAUUGGAGGGAGCAAUGAUGGGGGUUGUGAGCAAGUUCUUUAUAGCAUCUGUGCUUAUGUGGGCGGCUCCUAUUGCCAUUAUUUAUGGAUUCAACCAUAAUUUGUUCCCUGGUUCGAGUAAAUUGUCUCCCGAGUCCAUGACCUUGUGGAGUGGGCUUCUGGCAGUCGUGUCAGUCAAUGUGGUUAUAGUGCUUUACAUUUACUCGGCAAUGAAAGAGCCCUCAGAUAAACACGAGCCAGAUGCUAAAUUCCUGGCAGAUGCAAAGGCCAGCAUAAAGCAGCCUGCAGCAACUGAAGCUGAGUCAUCUUCAGACCGUGCAAAACAAGAAUAGCCAGGGGCUAAAGUUGAUUUUUUCGGUUGAUGUUA